AUGCCUCGUACAACGAUAAAAAGCUCCGAGGACGAACAGGCGGAGAUCGACAGCAGAAAACGAAAAAAAACGGUGGAAAAGGUCUGUCGAAACCUGAACGUCACGAACGUUUUGAAAGCGCCAGCAAACCGCAGGGAUAGAAAGAAGCUUCUUCAGAGAUUCAACGUCCUGCAUCAUAUUAUUGUAAACGAAAAACACAAGGUCCUGUAUUGUUUUAUACCAAAGGUUGGAUGCUCAAAUAUGAAGAGGAUAUUUUUGGUUAUGCAAGGCUUAUACCCAAGUAAAUUUACGGAGGAACAGAGGGAGCACAUGUUAAAAAACUUUUACAAAUUUCUGCUCGUACGCGAUCCCAUGGAAAGGCUUGCUUCGGCGUACAGAAAUAAAUGGCAAAACGACCGUAACGUCGAACUUCACGCGAAUCUGGGAAAACGGAUUAUAGAGAAGUAUCGCUAUAAUAACACUAGGAAGGCAGAACAUGGCCAUGAUGUUAGUUUUACGGAGUUUUCGCGGUAUUUAUUUGACACCCCACCUUGGGAACUAAACGAACAUUGGAUAACCUACGAGGAUAUCUGCCGUCCGUGCAACGUGAAGUACGAUUUCAUUGGUUCUAUGGACACGAUCGCACGCGAUGUGCCACAUCUGAUGAGGAAAAUACAUGCGGACGAGACGAAGUAUCAUCUCAAACAUGCGAGGCGGUGCGCCGCCGCUGACCAAAACCAAAGCGGCGGUACAAAAUUUACUACGCGAACUUCCGAAGAAGUAUUUUGA
Molecule: messenger RNA, 768 nt
Organism: Dendronephthya gigantea
Lineage: Eukaryota; Metazoa; Cnidaria; Anthozoa; Malacalcyonacea; Nephtheidae
Product: carbohydrate sulfotransferase 14-like
Exons: 3
Coding region: 1-768 (255 amino acids)
Biological process (GO): carbohydrate biosynthetic process
Cellular component (GO): membrane
Molecular function (GO): sulfotransferase activity
Source: RefSeq, a predicted model, not a curated record